Molecule: messenger RNA, 6620 nt
Organism: Lates calcarifer (barramundi perch)
Lineage: Eukaryota; Metazoa; Chordata; Actinopteri; Centropomidae
Product: bromodomain-containing protein 3
Exons: 12
Coding region: 669-2711 (680 amino acids)
Biological process (GO): chromatin remodeling; regulation of DNA-templated transcription
Cellular component (GO): nucleus; chromatin
Source: RefSeq, a predicted model, not a curated record
UGCUGCUCGCUACUGCGCCUGCGCACACGGUAGACAGCUGAUAACUCAUCUAUUAUGCUACUUGGCUAAAUAAAAACCUCUGAGAAAGCUGCUCGGAUCCCGCCGCUGGACGCACCAGAGGACCCGAACACAAAGUAAACACAGCUGUCUGACCGGUAGCGGGGGGAUUAGCGGGUAAACGGAGCGGAGGUUGGUCCCGGAGAGUGCAGGAGGUGUCGGUGUGUCGGAGCUACUCGGCGCCUUCAGACAAAGCUCAGCUAACAGGCUAACGGCUCGUUAGCUAGCCAAACACCGCGGUAACAUCUGCAAAGAUCAGAUUUUUAAACCACCUGGUCCGCUCCCUGAGCGUUUCAUAACCGAACAAAUGUCACCGUGUCUCCUCCAGCGCGCGCCCAGACGCCGCCACCGCCGCUAAAAAUACAAUUAACGGUCUUUUACGUGCUCGGUCGUGCAAUGGGAGUUUGUCUUCUCGGGGGAAACAUCGAGCUGAAGCAUCAACACCAACCACACCUGAACUGAACACACACUAACACACACCUGUGUGCCCCCCCCCCCCACACACACACACACACACAUCCACACCCUCAGACCACAGAGGGAGUAGUUUUUUCACCUUCAGGUCAGACACUGCCGUCCCACGGUGCAUUGCUGCGUCACCGUCGUCCACCAUGUCGGACGCCCCCGAGGCUGCACCCCCCAGCCCCCCUCCCCUCACCAACCCGCCGCCCCCCGAGGUCACCAACCCCACCAAACCCGGCAGGAAAACCAACCAGCUGCAGUACAUGCAGAACGUGGUGGUGAAGACUCUGUGGAAACAUCAGUUCGCAUGGCCGUUCUACCAACCUGUGGACGCCAUCAAGCUCUGCCUGUCUGACUACCACAAAGUGAUCAAGAACCCGAUGGACAUGGGAACCAUAAAGAAACGUCUGGAGAACAAUUAUUACUGGAGCGCCAGUGAGGCCAUGCAGGACUUCAACACCAUGUUCACCAACUGUUACAUCUACAACAAGCCGACAGACGACAUCGUGCUCAUGGCUCAGGCUCUGGAGAAGAUCUUCCUGCAGAAAGUGGCUCAGAUGCCUCAGGAGGAAGUCGCUCUGCUGCCUCCAGCUCCCAAAGGAAAGAACAAGAGCAAGCAGCCGGCCGCCGCCACCACAGUGAGUCAGCAGGCCGAGUCCUCAGCCUCCCCUCCCCCCUCCUACCCCUCCCCCUCCCCCUCUCAGACGCCCGUCAUCUCCACCACGCCCACACCUGUCCAGGCCACGCCCCCUGUGUCUGCUCCGCAGCCCCCAGCAACCAUGAUGCCAUCUGCACAGCCCGUCGUCAAGAAGAAAGGUGUGAAGAGGAAAGCCGACACCACCACCCCAACCACGUCGGCGAUCUCUGCUGGUCGUGCCGACUCUCCGUCCCCUCAGGACACCAAACCAGCCAAACUGGGCUCGUCCCGUCGCGAGGCUGCCGCCCGCCCCGCUAAGACCCGCCGUGAGACGGGCGAAGAGGUGGCGGGGGGUGAGGUGGGAGGUGGAGGAGGAGGAGCCGGAAGCAGGAAGGGCGGCAAGCUGGGUGAGCAGAUGAAGCACUGCGACGCCAUCCUGAAGGAGAUGCUCUCCAAGAAACACGCCGCCUAUGCCUGGCCUUUCUACAAGCCGGUGGAUGCAGAGGCGCUGGAGCUGCACGACUACCACGACAUCAUCAAACACCCCAUGGACCUCAGCACUGUCCGGAAAAAGAUGGAUAAAGGAGAGUACAACGAUCCUCAGAGUUUUGCAACGGACGUCAGGUUAAUGUUCUCCAACUGUUACAAGUAUAAUCCUCCAGACCACGAGGUGGUGGCCAUGGCCCGUAAGCUGCAGGAUGUGUUUGAGAUGCGUUUCGCUAAGAUCCCAGACGAGGGCCUGGAGGCGUCGGUCCCGUCCACGACACCAGUGGUCAGUAAAAGCACCGCCUCCUCUGACAGCAGCAACAACUCCUCCUCCGACGAAUCGUCCGACUCUGAGGAGGAGCGAGCCACGCGAUUGGCUGAGCUACAGGAGCAGGUUGGUGCUGCCGAGCAAUCACAGUUGAAGGCGGUGCACGAGCAGCUGGCUGUCCUGUCCCAGGCUCCGGUCAGCAAGCCAAAGAAGAAGAAAGAGAAGAAAGACAAGGAGAAGAAGAAGGACAAAGACAAAGACAAAGGGAACAAGGGCAAGAUGGAGGAAGAGAAGAAGCCGAAGGCUGCGGCCCAACAGCCCAAACCGGCCAAUCUGAAGAAGGCACCAGCUAGGAAAGCCAACAGCACGGUGACCGCCACCAGGCAACCUAAGAAAGGCAGCAAGACGUCGGGCGGCGGCUCGGCCAACGGAGACGACGGUGAGGAGUCAUCCCUGCCGAUGUCGUACGAUGAGAAGCGCCAGCUGAGUCUGGACAUCAACCGGCUGCCGGGGGAGAAGCUGGGCCGCGUCGUCCACAUCAUCCAGUCCAGAGAGCCAUCGCUGAGGGACUCCAACCCCGAUGAGAUAGAGAUCGACUUCGAAACCCUCAAACCCUCCACACUCCGAGAGCUGGAGCGCUACGUCAAGUCCUGUCUGCAGAAGAAACAGAGGAAGCUACUGCAGAAGGCAGCAGGAGGCGGGGCCUCAGGAGGCGGGGCUAGUCGUUUGAGUGGCAGCUCUUCUUCCUCCUCUGACGACAGCUCCUCAACAGGAACCUCCUCUUCCUCCGACACAGACUGAACACACACACACACACACACACACACACACACAGAGGUCUAUCCACUCAACACACACACACAGGAAGGCAGUAUAUACAGGUAACACAUGCAAACACACAUUAACACACAUCAUGUAAACUUCCAUCCUGACCACACACACAAAAGACAGAGAUACACACUCUGAACAUAUACACCCCCCCCCCCCCCCCCCCCCCCCCCCCAACCACACACACACACACACACACACACACCCAGACUUGGAGACUGUAUGUAAAUAGGCUGACCUGUUUUUUAGCUCCUAGUGUCGUUUGUUUUUUUUGUUUUUUUUUUCUUCCUGGAGGAAUGCAGAGAGACAGAAGAGAGGAAGAAGAAAGCGACAAAUUCACAGUGAGAAGAGAAGAGGAGGAGGAGGAGGAGGAGGAGGAGGGAGACGGGCAGCCUGCCUGCCUGUCUGUCUGUCUGCCCGGGAGUCAGACUGAUCUUCUCUGAACUCUGAAACAAACAAAAUCAUCAAGGCUUUCUUCUUCUUCUUCGUCUUAUUGGACGGCCGGCUGUGACCCCUGACCUCUGAAAACAUUCCAGAAGCAUCUAUGGAGUGGUGGUGGUGAUCUCAGUGGGUUUUACACUGAUCCAGAUUCAGAUAUCGAUGGUUUGGAGGCGGAGCUGUCAGCAGGCGACAACUGAAAACUUUACGUUCCUCAGAUUUUUUAUUUUCACAGUGGAGAUGCCUCCGAGCUCAAAGCAUCAUGGGACAUUUAACAGAAGCCAAUCGGAGUGUUUCCACAGCGAAGUCGUCUUCAGGUCUGUAAUCAUCCAGACCCGAGCUGAAGUUUGGUUUCUAGACGAAAACCUAAACCUCCAGGAAUCAUCGCUCAGAGAGAAGACGGAGGAAGCGUCAGAGUUUUAACGUUGAAGCUAAAACGGGAUGUUCAGUCCUUCUGAUAAGAGACAAAUCGCGAACAAAAAAAACGAACAAUUUCUGUCUGAAUCAGCUUAUUUUGAUGAAUCGUUGAGUCGGUUUGUCUGAGCAGCAGGUAAUGAGCAACACACCGUCUCUCUGCAGCGAGUUCCCAGCGUCUGCAGGUUUUUAUUUAAUAAAAAAGAAUUGAUUUCCGAUCAGAACAAAGAGAAAUCUGAUCCAGUCUGAUCAUCAUCAACCCUCUGAGACCGAACCCAUCCUCUGUUGGUCCUGCAACCCAAACCCACAACCUACUGUCUGCCCUGGGGUCAGCACUGUGGGGGGGGACCCCGACCCCCCACCACCACCCACCCAGCGCCGGCUCUGUCACCAGAGAGCGAGACAGACUUCUUCUUUUCUUCUUUUUUUUUUUUUAACACUACAUUUGCUUUAUUUUUGUUUCUUUGAUUUUUCAGGUUGUGUGCUGAAACUUGUUUGUGUCUUAUGAGGUUCUCUAUAUAAAAAUGUCUUUGUACCGCUGUCCUGUUCCAACCCCCCACCCCCCCGGUUCCCCCGCCAAAACAAAACCACUCAUACUGUAACAGCCCCCCCACACAGAUACUUCAGUUUAAAGCUGUCCCAGAUGUAAGGAAGAGUCCUGACGUCUGUUUUAGGUGGGAGGUUAAAACGCCUCCUCUGUUUUAAAGUUUCUUAUUUUAGCUGCUUUUGUAGGAAACAAUGAGGUGAACGGUCAGACAAAAAGUUCUGAAAAACAAAGUAAAAAGUUCUGAAAAAUAAGAAAUACUUCGUUACUUCAUUCUGUUUGAAACCUUUAUGUAACUGUUGUUUUUAAAGAUUUUUAGUCUGUAAAAUGUCCAAAAUAAAAGUCAGAUCCUCAUCACGAGGAGUCGGAUAAAAAAAGUUUGUAACUUUUCACACGACGUUAACUCAGAAAAUGUUCUCCAGCUCAAAUGAAACUGACCAAUACUUUAAAUUUCAUCAGUUAAUUGAGUUUUCAAAAUCAUUUUAUUUGAUCUUGUUUCAGUAAAGUUUGUUCUGAUUGGCUGACGGGACGUCGACUUGUUAAAACUCCACAGACCAACAGGUUUUAGUUUGAUCUGUGGUGACGAAGCUGUUCGAUGUUUUGAUGAUGUCACAACUCUGUACUCACCUGAUUGGUUGCUGCAGACAGCUGAUUCUUCAGACGAACUCAGACCCUUCUUAUGAAACUUCCUUGCUUUUGGGGUGCGGCCAACACCUGAUGUCCAGUCUUAAGUUUGAUCUGGCUCCACAGCAGCAGGUUUGUGAUCGGGUCCAGGUGCGACUCGUGCAACUCAGCUCUGAUUGGUUGAUUGUGAUGGAUGACCACGUGACCGCCGUGGUGACGUGAUGUCAGAGUGCUGCGUCUCUGAAACCUGAGGAAAGUUUUAUCCUGUAGGAAGUUAGAAUUUCCAGUUCUCUGACCAACUUUAAACACAACGUCAGAUGACAGGUGUGGGAGCGGGGGAGUUGACCAAUCGGAUUGAUUCAGGUUAAAUCAGGUUCACCUGUCGACCUGUCCGUCUUCGAUUGUCACCCAUCUGUUGUUGUUACGUUUGACCUUUGACCUCUGGGUACACGUGAUGAGGUCGGGCUGUGGGUGUGUCUGUGUGGGUGGAGCUGCAGCUCAACAGGAGACAAUAGGAGCGCAGGACCACAGAGUCCUCUUCUCUUUCAUCCAAAGAAACGUCUUCCUGUGUCGCCAGCAUCAAAGUUUUUUUUUAUCCCUGAAUUUUGUCUCGAGGUUGUGUUAGGUCGGACCAGAAAAAUCACCUGUUCCUAAUAAACUGAUCAAACGAUCGUAACCUGUGUUUGAGAGCGAGGCUCCAGGUUGGAGUUUGGUUGUGUGAUGAUGUUGGAAAAACAUCAUCAUUCAACAUGAUGUUGAAUAAUGUCCAAACGCAGCGCCGCACUGUUUCCACUGGCUGUCAUGUCAGGUGUGGUUCUGCUUUGGUUCAGGUUCAGGGUUUGUUGGCUGUGAUGAGUUCUGGACUUGUUAGCUCCUGUUAGCUCAGCUAGCUUUUCAGAGAAACACAGAUAAAGUUCAACACACAGAAUACAAACUGUGAUGUUUCCUCUGACAGGUUAGCAGCCGUUAGCAUUGUUAGCAGCUGAGUCUUGGUCGGCAUCAGUGUUUUGAUCUGUUGUGAAUGUUGCGUCUGCGGUUCUGCUUUGGUUCAGGGUUCAUGGGCUCUGAUGAAUUCUGGACUUCCUGUGAGGACUCACAGCUCUUCAGACCUGCACAUAGCUGACCAAUCAAUAUCACUGACGCCUCUUGGUAAUGAGCAGCUGGAGCUGGUUAAGGUUUGAAAUAUGUGAUCCUGAUUAAUUGAUCUGAUAAUCGAGGAUCUUUCUGCUUCCAGCUUCUAAUGUCAGACUGAAGCUGUAAAAAAAUAAAUCAUGUUUCUGGAGCUGUUGACCAGAUCUCAUGGCCUUCCUCGGCGUGUGAAGGUGGUUUAUUUGUUACCAUAUGGUUAAAGAAACGUGUCGGAGCUUUUUGAAAAAACAGUUUGUUUUAUUUUAGACAUUUCACAGACUAAUCAAUAACCAAUCAACCUAAAACAAUCAAUAAGGAUCCCCACACCCCCCUCUCACCCCCCCACCCGGUGUGACAGACAGACAGUUGGACAGCUCGUUGCCACAGUAACCCUCCUCUGUUUGUUUUUAGUUUGAUGGUCGAGCUUUGAUGCUAAUAGUUAAUUUUUGUAUUUUAAUAAGAAAAAGGAAAAAAGUGAUUUUAUGUAUUUGCAUGCACUCCGGCCGUACGUUCUUUCUUCCGUAUGUUUGAGCACUGUAUAGUAGCUGUAUAGUAGCUGUCUGAGGUUUAGAUCGAACUCCGCUCGAUAGAGUAGAGACACAGAGAGAGAAAGAGAGACAGAGAGGACGAACCGAUGAAAAACCAACAAGUGAAUUAUUUGAUGUAAUUACUGAUAUGGGAUCCUUAUUUUCUGAGUUCCUUUGUUUUCAUAAAUAAACACAUAAACUGAUGAA